Hippopotamus amphibius kiboko is the source of this 3558-nucleotide messenger RNA. It is a transcript of the gene ARHGAP17, whose product is annotated as Rho GTPase activating protein 17. Gene Ontology annotation, molecular function: protein binding; GTPase activator activity. The record is from RefSeq and is a predicted model, not a curated record. The transcript has 21 exons. Gene Ontology annotation, cellular component: cytoplasm; cytosol; intracellular anatomical structure. Bases 91 to 2781 code for a protein of 896 amino acids. NCBI's taxonomy places the organism in Eukaryota, Metazoa, Chordata, Mammalia, Artiodactyla, Hippopotamidae. Gene Ontology annotation, biological process: positive regulation of GTPase activity; signal transduction; regulation of Rac protein signal transduction.
GCCGCCUCGGCAGGGAAGCGAUGUAGGAGCCGCCAGGCCGUCCCCGUCCUGCCCGGCCCGAGCCCCGCGGCCGCCGCCGACGCCGCCACCAUGAAGAAGCAGUUCAACCGCAUGAAGCAGCUGGCCAACCAGACCGUGGGCAGAGCCGAGAAAACGGAAGUCCUCAGUGAAGAUCUGUUACAGAUUGAGCGGCGCCUGGACACGGUGCGCUCCAUGUGUCACCAUUCCCACAAGCGCCUGAUGGCCUGCUUCCAGGGCCAGCACGGCACCGACACCGAGAGGAGACACAAAAAACUCCCUCUGACAGCUCUCGCUCAGAAUAUGCAAGAAGCAUCGACUCAGCUGGAAGACUCUCUCCUGGGGAAGAUGCUGGAGACAUGUGGGGAUGCUGAGAAUCAGCUGGCUCUGGAACUCUCUCAGCACGAAGUCUUUGUCGAGAAGGAGAUCGUGGACCCCCUGUAUGGCAUAGCAGAGGUGGAGAUUCCCAACAUCCAGAAACAGAGGAAGCAGCUUGCCAAGUUAGUGUUAGACUGGGACUCGGUCAGAGCCAGGUGGAACCAGGCUCACAAAUCUUCAGGAACCAACUUUCAGGGGCUUCCAUCAAAAAUAGAUACCAUAAAGGAAGAGAUGGAUGAAGCUGGAAAUAAAGUAGAACAGUGCAAGGAUCAACUUGCAGCGGAUAUGUACAACUUUAUGGCCAAAGAAGGGGAGUAUGGCAAAUUCUUUGUUACGUUAUUAGAAGCUCAAGCAGAUUACCAUAGAAAAGCAUUAGCAGUCUUAGAAAAGGCCCUUCCCGAAUUGCGAGCCCAUCAAGAUAAGUGGGCAGAGAAGCCCGCCUUCGGGACGCCUUUGGAAGAACACCUGAAGCGGAGCGGGCGCGAGAUCGCGCUGCCCAUCGAGGCCUGCGUCAUGUUGCUCCUGGAGACGGGCAUGAAGGAGGAGGGCCUUUUCCGAAUUGGGGCUGGGGCCUCCAAGUUAAAGAAACUGAAAGCUGCUUUAGACUGUUCUACAUCUCACCUGGAUGAGUUCUACUCAGACCCCCACGCUGUAGCAGGUGCUUUAAAGUCCUAUUUACGGGAACUGCCUGAACCUUUGAUGACUUUUACUUUGUAUGAAGAAUGGACACAAGUUGCCAGUGUACAGGAUCAAGACAAGAAACUUCAGGAUUUAUGGAGAACAUGUCAGAAGCUGCCACCACAAAAUUUUGUUAACUUUAGGUAUUUAAUCAAGUUCCUUGCCAAGCUUGCUCAGACCAGCGACAUUAAUAAAAUGACUCCCAGCAACAUUGCAAUCGUGUUAGGCCCUAACUUGUUAUGGGCCAAAAAUGAAGGAACGCUAGCCGAGAUGGCAGCGGCCACAUCCGUGCACGUGGUUGCCGUCAUUGAACCCAUCAUUCAGCACGCCAACUGGUUCUUCCCCGAAGAGGUGGAAUUUAACGUCUCAGAAGCGUUCGUACCUCUCACCACCCCAAAUUCCAAUCACUCGUCCCACACUGGAAAUGACUCGGGCGACUCGGGGACCCUGGAGAGGAAGCGGCCUGCCAGCAUGGCGGUGAUGGAGGGCGACCUGGUGAAGAAGGAGAGCUUUGGUGUGAAGCUUAUGGACUUCCAGGCCCACCGGCGGGGUGGCACCCUAAAUAGAAAGCACAUAUCCCCUGCUUUCCAGCCGCCACUCCCGCCCACGGAUGGCAGCACCUUGGCUCCAGCGGGCCCAGAGCCCCCUCCCCAGAGCUCUAGGGCCGAAAGCAGCACAGGGGGUGGGACGGUCCCCUCCUCUGCGGGCACACUGGAGCAGGGGCCCAGCCCAGGCGACAGCAGAAAACAACAUUCGUUUGCACUCUUUAUCAUACUGCUUUGGGGCUGGAAGCCGGAAGCCGAUAGCCCUUCAAAGCCCAAGGACUCAGCGGCUGCCCCUGCCCCCGGGAGAAACAGCAGUCAGGUGGCCCCCAGCCAAAGCCAGGCCCAGGCCACUGCCGGCUCCCAUCAGCUCUCUGCGGGACCCGCGCACAAUUCCGCCGGCCCGAGCCCUCACACGGUGCGCCGAGCUGUUAAAAAACCUGCUCCAGCACCCCCGAAACCAGGAAACCCGCCUCCCGGCCAUCCCGGGGGCCAGAGUUCUCCAGGAGCAUCUCAGCAUCCUCCCAGCCUGUCACCAAAGCCGUCCACCCGAAGCCCUUCUCCCCCCACUCAGCCACCAGCGCAGGCCCCAAGCCAGCCCUCUGCCACUUCGCAGCUCUCCGCACCCCGGAGAUACUCCAGCAGCCUGCCUCCGAUCCAAGCCCCCAGCCACCCGCCGCCGCAGCCCCCCACGCAGGCCACGCCUCCGCCGGCGCUCGCCAAGCCGGGCAGCCAGGGCCCGCCCGCCCCCGGGGCCCUGCCCGGUGAGCCUGGACUUGAGCAGUCGUCCCACACCCCUCCCCAGACGCCGACGCCCCCCAGCACUCCGCCCCUGGGAAAACAGCACCCCGGCCAGGCGGUGAGUAACCCCGAGACCGCGCAGCCACACGCUGGAACAUUGCCGAGACCGAGACCAGUACCAAAGCCGAGGAACCGGCCCAGCAUGCCCCCACCCCCGCAUCCGCCUGGCGCCCAGCCCGCCGGGGAUGGCAGCCUCAGCAUCGCAGCUCCCACCGCCUCCAAGAUAGUCACAGACGCCAAUUCUAGGGUUUCAGAACCGCUUCGCAGCAUCUUUCCUGAAAUGCAUUCAGACUCAGCCAGCAAAGACCUGCCCGGCCGCAUUCUGUUGGACAUGGACAAUGAUACAGAAAGUACUGCCCUGUGAAGAAAGCCACCCGCCCCCAUCCUGACCCCUUCCACCCUGGCGAGUGGAACAGGGGCAAGGCAGACGUUAAUCUUCGCAGACCAAACAGUGAGAAGCUUUCAGUGGAGGGAAGGAGAAGGCCUCACCACGCAGGACAUGGCCUUCUCACAGCCCGAGGAGAGAGCUGAGGCUGCCACUUAAAGCUGAAUGACCUGUGUCUUGAAGAAGUUGGCUUUCUUCACCUGGGAAAGGAUCAUGCCCAAAAAAAGAAAAAAAGAAAAAAAAAAAUGUUUUUUCUUUCAAAGAAAGAAAAAAGAAAUACCUACAGCAGAAAGAGUCUCAUCGCCAAGGCGUGGGUAGGAAGCUUUUGUCACUGCUAUUCAUGCAGGCAGCGCCGUCAGCAAUUUGGAAUGAAUAAAAAGCAAUGCGUUAACUACCUAUUUAAUAAAGUACAUCCAGUACGCAAGUUGCCCACUUCCUGCUGCUUGGACUUUCGUUCUUCUAUAUCACAAGGGAGGUUCCUCUCCUUCAGACAUGCUGCAGAAUCAUUUUGUAUGAAGUGUGGUCUGUGUCUCCCCAUCCCCCCCAGAACCACGAGCAUUGGUGGUGACUGCUGGAUCCGUCACCCCAGCAAACUGGAUUGCCUUGUGCCUUGUUGGAUUGCCAGAAUGCAGACAGAAAUGUACUGUUCUUCUUUUUUUUUUUUUAAACAAUGUAAUUGCUACUUGAUAAGGACCGAACGUUAUUCUAGUUUCAUGUUUAAUUUGAAUUAAAUAUAUUCUGUGGUUUAUAUGAAAA